Messenger RNA from Strongylocentrotus purpuratus (purple sea urchin), 1857 nucleotides. Its product is annotated as tripartite motif-containing protein 45-like. Gene Ontology annotation, cellular component: nucleoplasm; chromatin. The transcript has a single exon. The coding region runs from base 25 to 1857 and encodes 610 amino acids. Gene Ontology annotation, molecular function: ubiquitin-protein transferase activity; zinc ion binding. The record is from RefSeq and is a predicted model, not a curated record. Gene Ontology annotation, biological process: positive regulation of DNA-templated transcription. Lineage: Eukaryota; Metazoa; Echinodermata; Echinoidea; Camarodonta; Strongylocentrotidae.
UCGUAUUCCUGUAGAAUUUGAAUCAUGGCUGAGGCAUUAAAGAAUGUCAUUGCUCAGAGUCUGGAGUGUCCUGUAUGUCUGAAUACCUUCACCGAUCCCAAGAUCCUAUCUUGUUCUCACACCUACUGCAAGGCUUGUCUGGACAACAUCUUGGAAUGCCAUGGUAACGACCAGAUGCUCCGAUGCCCUGUCUGCAGAGCUGAAACCCAGGUCCCAAACCGAGAUGUCAGCAAAUUAUCGACAAGUCUAGCUUUGAAGUCUCUCAUAGAGGACGUAAAGAAUCAAUAUCAGUUUUGCUCGAAUUGUAAAUCCGAGGACAAGCCGCAAGCUGUUGUCUACUGUCAAGACUGUGGAAAGUAUCUCUGUUACACUUGCCACAACAACCACUCUCAGUGGCAAGACUUCAUCACACAUGAGGUUUUAGCCAUGAGUGAGAUCGUAUCGGGGAAGGUGACAGUACGUAGGUACCGUAAAUGCAGGAAACACCCCAAAGAGGAUGAGGAGUGCUUCUGUUCCGACUGCAGAAGAUUUGCCUGCUUCAGGUGUGUUGUCAUGGAGCAUAAAGACGAAGGACAUCGGAUUAUCGAGGCAGCUGUUUAUGAAAGGCACCAUUUGAAGAGUACCGAGGACCUCAAAUCCAAGGCGGACAAGAAACGCUCUUGCUUUCAGAAAUACGUUGAUUUUAUUGAUGAACAGAAGGAGCAUGUGAGCAAUGUUCAGAAGCAGUGUACAGAUGAUAUCGACAAAGCAUUUGAAGAAUCAGUCCGGCAGUUGACAAAGAGGAAAGAAAUCCUCAUUGGGGAAGUCAAGGGUAAGACCGAUGGAGUAGAGAAGGAACUGGACGAAAUGAAGAAAUCGGCUCAGGGGCACAUUACUCACUUGACCACCGUAGCUGACAUGGUAACCAAUAGGACAAAGGUACCGUCAGAUAUGGAUGCUUUGGCUGCACACGACACUCUAUGUCAAGACUUACAGGAGGCUUUGAAACAAGAAGAUCCUGACUACAAGCAGCCGAUCCAAUCGAGCAGGAAAGGAAAAAGUGUCAGUUUUAAGAGGAAUGUUGGAAUGAACGAGCUAACUCUCGGUAAGAUCGUAAAUGCAGUUGAAAGGAACAUUGCUUUGCCCACUAAGAACAGCAUGAAUGCCAUGGUUAGUACACCUGACGGUAGGAUGGCAGUGGGGUGUUGGAAAGGUGGCGUGGAGAUCUUCUCUGCUGAUGGUCAGCACCAGCAGACAGUUCUCAAGGAUGUUCUGAUUCUUGGAGUAGGGUUCCUCUCUGAUGAUCGGUAUGUUAUGCUUGAUACCUCAAACAACAUCACACUGUACACACUAGAGCAAACAAAGGUGAAUGUAAAGUUUGAGACUCUGAGUAACGAUGAAGGUGGAUAUGCUAACUUCACCGUCAACAGUGAUGAUCAGAUCUAUGUUAGCUACAGGAAAACCAAGAAGAUCCAUGUUUUCUCAACAGCAGGUGGGAAGGCGAUCAGAGAGAUACCAUGUGAUGGGUAUGAACCUCAGCAGAUUACUAGUUAUACUGAUUACCUGGUCAUCAGAUCUCAUGAUGCAAUACGAUUGAUUGACAAACAAGGUGUUGUUAAAUAUAAAUUAGCGAAAUCAGGUCAUGAUCUCGAUCUAUAUGCUGCGGUGUCUCAAGUGAAUACAAUCCUGAUAGCCACCGUGAAUCACGAUGUAGGUUUGGUCAGCAUUGAUGAGUACACUAACGAGCUGAAGCAUGUCCAGAACAUCGACAUUGAUUACAAGAUUGAGAAGCCUGUUAGAAAAUGGUACUAUAUGCAGCAGUACCGAUCAGGAGAGAUCGCUCUCUGCACUACUGACAGACUCUAUAUAUUCCACUGA